Molecule: messenger RNA, 5266 nt
Organism: Onthophagus taurus
Lineage: Eukaryota; Metazoa; Arthropoda; Insecta; Coleoptera; Scarabaeidae
Source: RefSeq, a predicted model, not a curated record
GUAUUUUUAAUCCGACGUACGAACGCGAAAACUUUUUAGAAAUAUGGACUUGUUUUGAGAAUGCAGUGCGAUGAACAGUCUUCCACCGAUUUUGUUUCAACGGAUAUUAAUCAACAUUUAACUUCAAUUGAAGAAACAAAUUUUAAUAAUAAGAUUUGUUUAACUCAAUUAUGGGAAUAUGUUAUUAAACAUAAAAAACUUCCAGAAAACUUAGAUGCUUCGAUUUUUUUUAAUCUUGUAACUCAGAAGUUAAGAAAUCCGGAAUGGGAAGUUCGCCAACAUUCUCUUAGAGUUUUGAUAGAUAUCAUUCCCGUAAUAAAAAUUGAAGAAUUAGAUGCUAAUAUUGAUGAAACUUUGAACGAAAUCGUUCGGAACUUGGGUCAUAUUGGACCGGCAGUUCGAAAAGCGGCAAUAGAUGCUCUAAAAACUUAUGUAAAUCACACAAGUAAACCCACUUUAAUAAUUCGAGAACUGAUUCAUAAAGGAAUCGAAAAAUCGGUUAUAAAUAAAGUUAACCCAAACAUAACUUUAGGAAUAAUCAUUGCUGUACCAUUUUUAAUAACAAAUAAGAUAUCGAUAGAAGCUUUGCGAUAUUUAAUUCACGUCUUAUUAGAAAAAUUAGAAAAUAUUCUUCACCAAGAAACCAUCAUUCGCUCAUUAGUCAGAAUUAAAAGCGUUAUUGGAAACAAAAAAUUCAACGAAAUUUUAGACGCACAUAAAUCGAAGAAAGAUUUUGAGAUGCUCUGCGAGUUAUACAAUUUUCCAGAACCGACAGUUUGCGAUUUUAUUCCAGAUAUUUAUGAAAAUAAACAAAUUUGGAGUGAUCACAACCAAAACUUUCUUUCCGAGGAAAUUGAAGAUAAUAAAAAAGUUGAUAAAGUCAUUUUAGAAACUGAAAUAAAAUUAGACGAAGGGCAAGCAAUUACGAUGAAAAUCCACGAGGAGAGUAAAAACAACAAUUAUUUUGAUUCAAGCGAUAACAGCGAUAGUGAAAAUAGAGGAAUAGGAACAUUUCAAGUUUUAGCUGACGACAGUGAUGAUGAUUAUGAAUCAUGGAGAAAAACACCUAGAAGAGUUCGUUUUGGCGGUGAAAUCGUUAAAAUGAGAACACCAGAUUCAGAUAGUAAUCAACAAAGCGACGAAGUCGAUGAAAAAUCAUCUAAAUCUAAACCUUUACUUGAAAUUCAUUACAAAUCUAGCACCAAAUUAUUAAAUAAGAGUCAUAUUCCCGUUCUAAUUUCUUCAAAAAGCCGCCCAAACUCAGAACCGAACAGCCCAAAAAGAAUUCCAUCAAAAAAAUUACACAAAUCAAGUCCUAAUUUAUCAAGGAUUCCCAAAAAUAAAAAUUACAACCAAAAACAAAUCACUAAAACCAUUAAAAUUAAAGUGAAUCAACCUAAUACAAAAAAUACAAGAAGAGAGGAACACCCAAGAAAAUUGGUGAGGGGUAAAACAAUUGGAUCCAAAAUUAUCGAGGUCAAAGAAGAAAAUGAAAAAAAGUUUAAACCAAAUAAAGAAAAAUUGGAUGAAAAUAUAAGAAAUUUGUCACCACCGAAAGCUUCGUUAUCAUCAAGAACAUCUUCGCCAAGAAGUUUAUCUCCACCUAAGAAAACCACAAAAAAUAUGGAUAGAUAUAGUCCAAUACCUGUUCAUAAUGAAAUCGAAGUAUUUCAUAAUUUAACGAGAAAAUUAAAAGAAAAAGAACGCCAUUUAACGACUGCCGAUGAUGUUUUAUUGGAAAAAACUCCGAGUUUACAUGAAAGAAAAAUUCGUACUGCGGAUGAUGCAACUGAAGACAAAUCGUUUUUUGUGAAUUAUUACAAUAGUUUUCAUGUUUGUAACAAUGUUUCAAAUGAAAGUAAUACUUUAGAUUUCGAUUCAUCAAUAGCAACAAGGGAAUCGGGGGAUUUAACAUGUUCUAGUUCCGGAAGCGAGGGUGAAAAAAUAAUUUGUGAAAGAAUUGGGUUAAUAGAUGAAAGAAUUAUGCAUGAUAUUCAACUAAGGAACGAUGUGAUUGCGAAGAAAAAUGGAUUAGAAGAAUUAUUAAAAGUUUUAAAAGAUAAAACAGUUUUAGAUUCAAUAUCAGAUAAAUUACCAUCAUUACUUAACAUUCUUUUUAAUGCCGAACAACAACCUAUUCUUCAAUCGAUAUCAGAGCAAAUUUUAACGUAUAUUUUUGGAAACAUUACCGAAGAAGCAAUUUUAAACAAAAUCCAACCAAUCAUUUAUAAUUUAAGUCGAACAGGAAGCCCACUUGGAGUACGAUUAGCUUUAAUUAUACUCAAUAGGUUACCAUCAAAAUUUCUUAUUGAUUCGUUAUUAGAAGAUUCAAUUUUAACAGCAAAAAGUAGCAAGGUUCGAGAGGGUGCUUUACAAAUUUUAAUGGCAAUAACACGAAUUUUUCCAAGUACUGAAAUUAACAUUCCUAAUUGUUUAUCUUCGGUAUUAAAACUAUUGAAGGAUAAAAAAAGAAAAGUUCGCCAAGCAGCUUUAGAAACGACAGCAGCUUUAUCUCAACUAAGCUCAACUAUCAUGGUUUUGGAUAUAGCAACAACAAUUUUUCAAAAUUAUCCUGAUAAUGAUCAAUUAUUAAGAGUUAUCCGAACGAGAUUAUCACGAAAACAACUUCCGGCUAUCGAUUUAGAUGGAAAUAUACGAUAUUCGACACCUUUGGGUCAAACGGAAUUAAAUUUUUUGUCGAAUAUAAAUGGAUCGUUGGAACAAAGAAAAGCUUUGCAAGCUGUUGAAAGUUUUCCAGAAAGUUACCAAGAAAGUUUUUCUGAAAGGAAAUCAGAGUCAUCUAACGAAGAAAAAGCUAACUAUUGGAUACACAAAAAACACCAUAUAGAUUUUAAUGAGAGGGGUAUUGACGAUAUUGAUUGGAAUUCGCACGAAUAUAGGGAUGAAUCUCACAAAAAUUUACAACCGCAAAUAUGGGCGAUAGAUCCAGGAAAUUUAUAUGUUAAUCCAGAGAAAGUUAAUCAAGUCAAUGGUUCUUUACGUCCUGUUUUUGUGGUCCAACCUGAAUCAUCUCAAUCAUACGAAUCAUCCCUCAAUGGAAUAUCAAAAAGCAAUAAAGAAACCAAUACUGAACACGACGUAAAUAUUCGGCACAACCGAGGAAGGUCAUUUUCUCCACCAAAAAAAGGUUACGAUUCAAGUUUAGAGAAUAGCUUUGAAAAUGACAGGUUUUAUAAAAACGAUGGAAGUAAAAAUACAAGAAUUUUCAAUAAUGAAAAGUUUCAUAAAAGUCUUUCUUCCGAUCAAUUGUUACUGAAUGAUCGGCGUUAUUCAAGACAUUCCGAAUCAUCUUCAACAUCGGGUUCAUCUAUGAGAAGUAAUUAUGCUUGGAAACGCGAUGUCCUUUCUGGAAUUCCAGUACCAAUCAACACCGAUUGUAGAUUUAAAAUAAGAACGCGACAAAAUGAAUCAAAAGGACCUCUUGUAACAUCGCAAUAUUACAAUUCAAAACUUCAAUCGACAGAUACAAUCAGCGAUAAACUCUCAAAUAAUAUUCCAACUCGUCCAGUUAUUGCAAAAAAGCCUUUUUCGUCAGGUUCGGAAUCUUCUGGUUACUUUACCCCACCAACUGAACCUCUUUUACCUGAUAUUUUCGACCAUCAUCAUGCAGGAGACGCUCCCAGAUCGAAAUCAAGCCAAUCAGAACGAUUUAUCCGCAUUGGCACACCUUCGAUACAUCACGAAAAUUUUACUGUAAUCGAUAGUAAUUACUGUGAAAGUCUUAAAACGAAAUCGGCGCCAGUACAACAUUAUCCGUCAUUCGAUAGCGUAGAUUUCGAGACUUCUAAAGAGUUUGGGGAAAUUGUUGAAAGGGUUUCAUCGCCGGAAGAAGAAUCCCAAAAAGACGAAAAAGAUAUAAUUGUUAGUGAUGAGGAUGAUUUAGAAAGUCAAGUUUUAGAAAAUGUUUUAAAAGACGAUCUUGAAGUUGAAGUUGUUGAAAAGUAUGAGCAAAAAAUUUUAAGGAGAGAAUCAACGGUGAAUAGUUUAGAGGAUUUAGAUUUUAUAGCAAAUCAAGCGUUUGGCGAAAGAAAAUUAUUAUCGAAGUCAGAAGCUGAUAUCUUAACAAGUACAGAAAUUGCUAGAAAAACAAUAAAUUCCGCUCCGACGAUAAACAAAACAUACGAACAUUUUAAAACUUUCGAUGAUACUCCAAUAUCGUCAACAAAAACUUCUUUGCCAGGUUCAGUUGUUGAUUUUCAAGAAAUAGAAGUUGUUCAAGAAGUCAUCCAAGAAAAAACUCCAACAAAAAUGGUUUGCACAAAAAGAAAACUUAGUAGAAAACGUUCGAUAAAAACAUUUAAAACACCGCCAGAAGAAAAGAAAACAAUUUUUGACCCAUCAACUCCUUUUACAAAACCAAAAGAAUCUUUAAUGGAAACUCUGAAUCAAUUAGAUAGCUCAGAGUGGGAAAUAACUAUGAAAGGUCUUCAAAACUUGAUUAAAUUGGUUCGUCAUCAUCAAACAACCGUUGAAUCAAAUUUACAUCAAAUUUGUGUUGGUUUGAGUAAACAUAUUAAAAAUUUACGUUCUCAAGUGGCCAGAAAUGCAUGUACUGCCGCUUCAGAACUUUUCCGAACUUGCAAAAAACACAUGGAAGUGGAAAUUGAAGAAUUAGCAAUACCUCUUCUUCACAGAACAGCAGAUACUAACAAAUUUUUAAGAAGUGACGCUAAUACAGCACUUGAUGACAUGUCAGCAAAUCUCUCACCACCAAAAGUCGUCGCUGUAGUCACAUCCAAAGGAAGUACUCAUCAAAACGCAAUCGUUAGAUGUGCUUCAAUAAGGAUUCUUUGUGCCUUAUGCCAUCGACUCGGACCUGAAAAGUUUUUUCAACUUCCUAAAGACACUAGAGAUAAGAUUUUAUUAACUGGCGCAAAUAUGUUAACUGAAGGAAGUCUGGAAACGAGGAAACAUGCGAAGAUGAUGUUGGGUCUUUUAUCUAGGCACAUUCAAUUUCAUAAAGCUAUGGUGGAAGCUGUACCUUCACAUAUCAUGAGACAUAUUUCAAAAUCAUUAAAAACUUUAAUAUAAUAGAUUUAGAAAAAAUAGAUAAUUUUGUUUAAUUAAGUUGAUUUUCUUGUUCUAUAACGAUGUUAUUAUCUACAACGAUUUUGUGUUACAAUUUAUAAUCAAUAAGAUUUUUUUAAGUAUAUAAUGAUACAUUUUUACACGUUUUUUAAUAAAGAACAAAGGAUAUGAUUUAUGCCGUCCAAAAUUAAAUAAAUGUAUAUUUGUAAUAAUGAAA